UGAUAACGCGACGAAGACCGCCGCCGCCGUCGGCUAUGCACUCAGUACGCGUUUGAUAUCCGUCCCCGGUGCAACUGCAGCCGUUUCGUGUUCUCCACACGUGACCACGCGUUGCCGGCCCGGCCGUGCGCAUAAUAUUGUUCACUUAUAAUAUUAAUAAUAUUUUUUUAAAAAAAUCAACAACACGACGGUAUACAUAAUUUACACAUGCGAACCAUACGUCGGCCCGGUGCCUUAUCGUUUGGGAUUUUUUUCAAAAAGAAAAAUACCGCCGACGAAACCGUAAAUCCUCACGGCAGUGAAAUAAUAUCAUAUUUUUAUUACCAUUAGAGUUAUUUUUUUUUCAAUUUAAAUUUUUAUCCGAUCGCGGUUUCCCGUUAGGGAAAUCCCGAAACGGCUACACGCUGCAGCCGUUGUCGCCACCGACGUCGCCUACUCCGCCUUCACCAUUUCAACGUAGUAAUUCACACGCCAAGAUGGAGCAUUCACCGUAUUCCCAAAGUCCAAGUCCAUCAUCAUCACUGGUAAACUUUCCAACACCAACAAACUUACCAGAUAUCAGAUUACACAGACCAUUUAGUCAGAUGCACGACCUCAAGCACCUACACAUCCCGUUCAAUAUGCGGUUCAUGGAGAACUAUCCGGCGCUUCCCGCGCACCUGCUGCACCAUCUGCAGCCACCGUUCUUGCACCCGGCGCUGGACCCGCGGGUGUCGUUUUCGCCGGCGGGCGUGUUCCAACCGCUCGGCUCGCCGAGUCCGCACCACCAACACCCGCACCACCAACACCAUUCGCAUCACGCGGCCGCCGCGGCCGCGGCCAGCCUCAAGGGGUUCACUUCGGCGUUCGCGCCUCCGUCCAAAUGCUACAAGAUGGACGACAAACAGACAUCGCACGCCGAAGGAGCGGCGCAACAACAACAACAACAGCAGCAGCAGCAACAGCAGUCGGGUUCGCACCAACAGCAUCAUCAACAACAGCAGCAUCAACUCCAGCAACAGCAGCAGCAACAACAACAACAACAACAACAACAACAACAACCGGUACCACCGUCGUUUCCGUAUCCGCCCAGGAGGAGUCCUUGUUCACCGGGCAACAUGCCCGUGUCUCCGCCGUCGUCCAGCGCCGCUGCGACGAUGCACCAGCAGCACAAGGACGAGUGCUCGGACAGGGACACUCCGAGUUCCGGUGCGGUCUCCGAAGACGGCAGGAUGAUCAGAAGGAAAAAACUGUCGCCGCCCAUGACGACGGCUCCGACGACGACGCCGGCGGCCAACGGGAGUGGCUCCACGACGGCCACCGCGACGACGGCCGGGGUCAACAACAACAACAACCACAACAAUAACAACAACAACGGGUCGUCGAUCAAGCAGCAACAGCAGCAGCAGCAGCAGCAGCAGCAGCAAUCAUCGGCAAGCGGCCAACAGCUGAUGUCCGCGGCCGCGGCCGGUUGCUGUCCCGUGUGCGGCACGGCGCUCCGCACGGCCCACGAGCUCGAGUCGCACUUUAUAUGGGAACUGGAACGGCUGUACAAGCAGGCGGCAGCGGCAGGACGCCGGCACCGGAGAGGCACGCCCGACAAGUUGGGCGACAGCCACCACAUGCACGGUCUCAUGGUAUGCCCCAGAGACGGCGGCCGAUUGUCGCCAGUCGCCGGCGGCAGCAGCAGAGACGCGACGCUGCACGGCCGAUGGGAGACAUAUCAAAAAGUCAAGGCCAAUCGACACAACCGGUUGAGGAUCAAAAAUCGGAAACGGAAACCCGACGAGAUGCUGCUGACGCCAACAACGGCGACCUGCUGCUGUCCCGUUUGCAGCGAGCCCGUGGCCGCGGCCACCCAGGAGCAGAUGAACGCUCACGUGGAAAUGUGCCUGAGGAACAAAGGACAUCCAGCAGUGGCGACCGCGGGUAACGACGACGAAGACGAAAACGUGGACGUGGAAGGCGACGCCGAGACGACGAUGUACGACAUCGUGUACGGAGGCGGAAGUAGCGGAUGGCACGGCCAACAACCGCACAACAGGAUGAGACAGCAACCGAUGCUAAUGCACGCAGGCGGAUACAACAGAGGUUCCGCAGUCUUGGCGAUCAACUGUACAGGCCCCGGAAAUCCGGCCCAGCAGCCGCCUCCCAGACAGUCGGCGACCGGUGGUGAAGACUCGGCCGGUGGUGCCGAAGACGCGGUGUUGGUGGUCGACGACAACGACAACGAAAACGGCGGUAGCAGCGGCAGCUUAUACAACAAGUACGGUCCUAACCAGUACGCCGAACGGGACGUAAUCGUCCCUUCACGUCCUCCUACCGCUUCUUCGGAGAGCCGCCGACUUACACCCGCCGAGCUGAACGAUCCGAGCGCUAUGGAGGCGAUGGACUCGUGCGAAAACGUCGGGCCACUGGACGUAUCGAUCAAGAAGGAAAACACACAAGACGAAGGGACAGUGAAACCGAAAAUGGACGUUGACAAGUACUGCGCUCAGUUCAACAACAACGGUCAGGUCGUCGAAGCGCUAAAAGCUCGGAUCCGGGAACUGGAGUCGGUGUCCAAGACCGGAAGCGAUAAGUUUACUUGUCUAUUGUGCAAAGGAAAUUUCAAAGAUCCCGUCGUGUCGACGUCGUGCUGGCACGUGUACUGCGAAGUGUGCUGGCUACAGAUACUGGGUGCUAAAAAGCUGUGUCCGCAGUGUUACGUGAUAACGCUUCCGUCCAACUUGCGUCGCGUUUACCUGUAAAUCGGCUGAAGCGCAGCUGCAGAACGCGCCGAAAAUAUAUGUCUCGGCGGGACUCGUCUCCUCCGCGUCACCUCCGCGCCGUCGCAUAUUAUUAUAUUUAUUUGUAAAUUAUUUCAUUGUAAUUUUUAUUUUUCCCGGUUUGCCGCGUGUUCUAUUUCCGAUUUCGUUUCCAAAUUAUUGUACAAACAUUAUCGCAACGUCGUAUAGUAUACGAACAAUCGCCACGUGCAACGUACCCAUACCAUACACCCACAUUAUAUCCUAUGUAUUAUAAAACAUCACGCGCGGCCUUAGGUCGUACGUCGUCGCCGCGCAACGUACGGGGUGCCUUUGUAAAUAAUAUAAUAUAAUAAUAAUAUGUGUGUGUGACAUUUACGCGUUUUCCAUUUACCGCAUCGUGCAUUCGUGCCCCUUACCCCCCCCCCAAACCCACCCCGCUACCCCCAGGCCCACCGACGACACUGACGUUCCAUGCACCCUCUCUCGGGCCGCCAAACCCAUCAUAAGCCAUGCAAUAAUAUCGACAUAUCAACAAUACAUAUGCUAUAUAUCGUACGAGACAAGUCGGUCUGGCAAAAUCAAAUAUAUGCAUAAAAUAUAUACUAUUUGUAUUUGUACAUAGGUAUACCUUUAUAUAUGACCUAUAUAUUAUAUAUACUCACGCACCACCAUUACUGUCGUGUACACACCACCACUCACUCGAUAGAUGUAUACCACUCGUCAUGAUCUCGUCGGAUGACUUACAUAAUAAUAACAUAUGUGCCUGUAUUAAAUUAUGUCACUCGCUCGACGUUGUAGAUAUAAUAGGUACCUACCUACUAUAAGCGUUGUAAAUAUAUUUUCUGCGUUUACCCAAAAAUGUCAUACUGUGGCUGCUAUAGUCCGAUGUCGAUGGUCUGAGAUCGCAAUAAAGCUCUUAUAUAUAUAUAUCAAUAUAUCUGGCCCACCUGUUGCGGAGUUCGGAGAUCGAGAUCGUAGGGUGCGUAGCCCUUCCUCCCCUGGCCCGGUGACUGUCGCACUGAACUUUACACUCGCCUCGCCAUGCGAAGGCAUAUCGUGGUGUAUAGACGAAACAUCAAAAAGUCUCAACCCCACUUUUAUCGCUGCAGUGUCAACGAGUUUGCACCCUCGAAAUAUACGCGCGUGUGAGUGUGUGUGGGUGUGUGCGUGCGAGUGUGUAGUUAUAUAUUCUCUGGCAUAUGAGUGUUAAAAAUUAUGUACAUUAAUUAUUUAAUAUUAUAACAAUAAUAUACUUACACGUUAUGUUUUUUUUUCUUCUUAGUGAAAGUAGAUGUUUAACACUAUUAUAAUAUAGGGGUAAUCGCUUUGUCGUUUGACGUUAGCAAAAAAAAAAAAAGAAAAACGUCAUCAUAAUAUGUGUUAUGACUGCGAAUCUUCAUUAGUCUUAUUAGAAAUAAUAAGUUUAUAUAUAUAUAUUAUAUAAUAUGAAAAUUAUUACAAUAUUACAUUAUUAGAGUUAAAAUUUAAAAAUAACAUUAUUAUUAUAUAUAGGUACUGUUAAUUUAACAAUAAUGUUAUAUAUUAUUAUACCUAAGCCCAAUAUGAUAUUACUGAAAACCGUACUGGAACCGGUGCAUUUUGUGAAAACCGUUGACGUGACGCGUAAGCUAUUGCGAAAAUUAAAAAGUAAAAUUUUGAAACACUGAAAUUAUUAGGUAGUUCCACGAGUACAGGAUAAUGCCCGUCGUUCGCGCGCGUUAAAGUCACAACCGGACAGUUGUUCAAGUAACGGUUCUAAACCACGAUAAAUAAUGAUAAUAAUAAUGAUAGGAAAAAAAACUGGUAGAAAUACUCGAAAAUAAAUUGCCCAAAAUGCAAGUGUGGACGUAUCGAACAUAGCUGGGGCAUAAAAAACACUAAGAUCUGACAAAUUGUAUAAAAAAAAUAAAACUGUGAUGCUCCAAGAACAGCAAAAUGAUAACGAUAAUAGAUACACGCGGACAUCGCUGCGAAUCGUGAAGCGAAACCUUUCUGGUUUUUUUCCUUUUUAUUCAAGACCAAGUUUUCCCGAAAUUUGAUACCCCGUUAC
Myzus persicae (green peach aphid) is the source of this 4779-nucleotide messenger RNA. RefSeq names its product protein Teyrha-meyrha-like. Gene Ontology annotation, molecular function: ubiquitin protein ligase activity. Bases 477 to 2729 code for a protein of 750 amino acids. Gene Ontology annotation, biological process: protein ubiquitination. Lineage: Eukaryota; Metazoa; Arthropoda; Insecta; Hemiptera; Aphididae. The transcript is spliced from 10 exons. The record is from RefSeq and is a predicted model, not a curated record.